Messenger RNA from Exophiala viscosa, 1648 nucleotides. RefSeq names its product serine hydrolase-domain-containing protein. The coding region runs from base 146 to 1204 and encodes 352 amino acids. The record is from RefSeq and is a predicted model, not a curated record. Gene Ontology annotation, cellular component: cytoplasm; nucleus. Gene Ontology annotation, molecular function: hydrolase activity. Gene Ontology annotation, biological process: secondary metabolic process. The transcript is spliced from 3 exons. Lineage: Eukaryota; Fungi; Ascomycota; Eurotiomycetes; Chaetothyriales; Herpotrichiellaceae.
ACGGCUCAUCUCCAGCAUCAAUCAUUACCAUCUUCACAAUCUGGCCACCAAGACAGCUCGGGUCAAUAUCCCACAUUACCACGCUCGCUAAAUUUCGUCCGAGAUCCGGUCUAGUACAGCCACCAAGCCACAGCCACUUACCAAGAUGCGUGUCCUCUGUCUCCACGGCAUGGGCACCAAUUCGGGCAUCUUUGAGGCCCAGACAGAGAUGUUUCGAUCUCUUCUCCCUCAUCAUUUCGAGUAUGAGUUUUUCGAUGCCGACCAUGAGUACCCAGCGGCCGAAGGGGUUGGCGAGAUCUUCCCAGGCCCAUACUAUGCCUUCUACCCCGUGCCGACAACGGACAAUGUGGCAGGUGCCCACCAGUAUGUACAAGAAAUUCUCGAUGAAGAAGGACCUUUUGAUGCCGUAAUGGGCUUCAGUCAGGGUGCUGCACUGGCAGCCUCCAUACUACUCCGACACGAGAAAGAGAAGCCGCUUGAGCCAGCCCCAUUCCGUCUGGCAAUUUUCAUUUGUGGUAGUCUGCCUUACUGGUUUGAAUCCAAUCAAGGGGUAAAUGUUGCCGGUCUCUUCCUGCAGCCCUCCGACACAGGGUUUGGGCCACCAGUAGGCAUUACUUACCAACCUUCAAGAGACGACGGGAGCGCCGAAGCCAAGCCGAUGGCUGGAAGCGCGAAGAUGAGGUCCGGAAAAGGCACAGCUGAGAGUGCCGCCCUUGAAAUGGGCUUUAAACUUGCGACACUGGACGAAGGGAAAUGGAGCAGCACGGUCGUCGUGGCGGAAUUGCCCGGCUCUUCCGGCAGCAGUGACUAUGAUGGUGACGACAGCCCAGCAGUGUUCUCCCCGAUGGACAGCAGCGCUGCCAGUCAGAGCUCAUUCAGCUCCCCAGAUGAUUCGGACGAUGAAGAGUUUGAUUGGGGGACGAAACCGACAGAAAUUGCUGCUGCUGCUGGGGAUCACAUCGUGCGGAGGUUGCACCCAUCUGUCGACAAAUUGCGCAUUGGCAUCCCGACUGCCCAUAUAUAUGGCAGCACGGACCCCUAUUACCGUCAGAGUCUUGGACUGGCAGGCCUGUGUGAGUCAAAGUGGGCGUCUACUUACGAGCAUCCUGACGGGCACAUUGUUCCACGAGACAAGAGCGUCAACGUGAAGAUUGCAGCGACGAUUGAACGUACGCUUAAAAUGGUCGACGCGCUCUCAAGAUAACGAGGUUGUCGACUGACUUUUUCUGCUUCGUGGUGUGAUGAGGUCAAGCUGCGUCAGUCUGCUUGGUUCUAGGCCCAGCUGCUUUCUUAUCUAUACCCAUCCGCACGGACGGUGGGAUGGCAAGAUCGAUCGGACCGAAUUGCUUCAUGCCGGACCACACACCUCGUCGUGUUGUACGGGCCUUUUGUACGAUCCACUCUGCCGUGGAGCUGCGGAUGGAAGAUGAUGUGAAAACUAUGACUGAUUGUCUUAGGGUCAGAUGGUCAAAUAUUUGUUGUUCUGCUCGGGGAGAAUAUCGGUGCUGACUUUCCAGGUUGUGCGGGCUAUUUGGAAUCUGGGAGGGGAAUGGGAGAACCGUUUCACAGAAAGGCCUGAUUACUUCUAGAGAUAGAGUUCGCCAAGUCAAAGUCGAAACGAGGACUGUUUAGAUCGCGAUAUAUGUGG